UUAUUCGCGUUGUACCACCCAUGCACAUGUGUAAACAAGGAGCUGGGUAUCUUCUAGAACCGGGAAACCAGCUGAUGGGCUGUAAUCUUUUCUAAUAUACAGAAGAAUCGCAACGUUAAAAUCACUUAUAAAUAAACUAAAUAUACACAUUUUGAGCCAAAAUGGCGUCCUCAGAGGCGCAGUGUGAGAGCGACGAUGGCAUGGACGAGUUAAUGGACAAAUUCAAGACCCAGAGAUAUAAAAAUGCCUUCAGUGAAAACAGCUGGGAAGAGGAGUUAAAUAAAAUACCAAUGUUCAUGAAAACUGCCCCUGAGGAGAUUGACCCAAAGGAAUACCCUGAACUAGCCUGCCUACAAGCUAUUAUCCACGAUGAAGACAGACCCCCUGAAGAGCAAGCGAAGGGCCUGAAAGAUGAGGGGAAUGUGUAUUUCAAGGAGAAGAACUACCAGAAGGCCAUACUGUCCUACACCGCAGGUCUGAAGAAGAAAUGUGGCGACCAGGAGCUCGACACUGUUCUCCUCACCAACCGGGCCGCAGCACACUUCCACCUGGGUAACAUGCGCUCUGCGUUGAAUGACGCUGCAGCUGCAAAGAAAAUCAAACCAGACCACCUUAAAGCCUUGAUCAGAGGGGUUCAGUGUUGUAUGGAGCUGCGUAUCUUUGCAGAGGCCAUCCAGUGGUGUGAUGAGGGGCUCAAGUCUCAUCCCACAGACAAGAAGCUGCUGGAGCUGAGAGCAGCAGCAGAUAAACACAAGAGAGCAGCAGAGAGAGACGCCAGGAAAGCCAAGGCCAAAGAGAAAAAGCUGCAGGGUGAGAAAGAAGCUCUUCUGGCUGCUAUAAAGGAUCGAGGCAUCAAGCUUCUCCAGUCUUCGAAGCCUCGUCAGCAUGGUUCAGACAGUGAGGGUGAGGAUAAAGGCGCCUCAGCAGCGAUAUCACAGUUGAGCCUGGAUGGCCUCAGCUCUCAGGAGGUCACGGGGGCUCAGGUCUUCCUGGACGAGCAGGGCUCUCUGCAGUGGCCUGUUCUCUUCCUCUAUCCCGAACACCAGCAGAGUGACUUUAUCUCUGCUUUCUGUGAGAACAACUGUUUCAUAGAUCACCUGUCGGUCAUGUUUGGAGAAGAACUUCCACCUUGGGACUCGGAUAGAAAAUACCACCCACAGAAUUUGCAGCUGUACUUUGAAGACGAGCAGAAGGAGACUCUCUACCAAGUAAACCCAGAGACGUCACUUUUAAAAGUGUUGCAGCAUAAAAGGUUUUUUGUCAAGGGAGGGACUCCCAGUUUCAUCGUUCUGGUAAAGGAUUCCUCGUUCUGGGAGCAGUUUUUAACUGGGAAGAAAAUACAAAGAUUGUGAAAACGCAUGGAUUUAAUAUCUUGGACUAUUAAUACACAAAAUUCUCCGACUCGUGGCAAAGGGCAGGACACGCUCUUCGACAACAGAUAUGAACACACAUGAAUAUAAAACAAAUAAUAUCUCUGAAAGAUACAAACUGCAAAUUGAAAAUGGUGUAAAGAAAUUUUAUUCAAGUGCUUGAUUAGACAAAUUAAUCACAACAAGAACAAAAUGUAUAAUGGCUAUUAACAAGUGAUGUAAAUGCUUGUAAGUAAAAAAAGUUUAUCCUUGACCAAA
Dicentrarchus labrax (European seabass) is the source of this 1628-nucleotide messenger RNA. It is a transcript of the gene ttc4, whose product is annotated as tetratricopeptide repeat domain 4. The transcript is spliced from 10 exons. Gene Ontology annotation, molecular function: Hsp90 protein binding. The record is from RefSeq and is a predicted model, not a curated record. The coding region runs from base 162 to 1352 and encodes 396 amino acids. Lineage: Eukaryota; Metazoa; Chordata; Actinopteri; Moronidae.